UUGGAGAGAGCAGCGCGAUGUCUGGCAGAGGAAAGGGCGGCAAGGGGCUCGGGAAAGGCGGCGCUAAGCGGCACCGGAAAGUUCUUCGCGACAACAUCCAGGGAAUCACCAAGCCGGCUAUUCGCCGUCUCGCUCGCCGUGGCGGUGUGAAGCGCAUUUCCGGCCUGAUCUAUGAAGAGACCCGCGGUGUGCUGAAAGUGUUCCUGGAGAACGUGAUCCGCGACGCCGUCACUUACACGGAGCAUGCCAAGAGAAAGACCGUCACCGCUAUGGAUGUGGUGUACGCCCUGAAACGCCAGGGACGCACUCUAUACGGCUUCGGCGGUUAAACGCUGCGACACUGAACCGCACCAACACAACGGCUCUUUUAAGAGCCACCCACUUAUUCAUAGAAGAGUAAAUUCGUGUCUCUCG
This is a messenger RNA of Neoarius graeffei (lesser salmon catfish), 414 nucleotides long. RefSeq names its product histone H4. Bases 18 to 329 code for a protein of 103 amino acids. The record is from RefSeq and is a predicted model, not a curated record. Gene Ontology annotation, biological process: nucleosome assembly. Lineage: Eukaryota; Metazoa; Chordata; Actinopteri; Siluriformes; Ariidae. Gene Ontology annotation, molecular function: DNA binding; structural constituent of chromatin; protein heterodimerization activity. The transcript has a single exon. Gene Ontology annotation, cellular component: nucleosome.